Psylliodes chrysocephalus is the source of this 3502-nucleotide messenger RNA. Lineage: Eukaryota; Metazoa; Arthropoda; Insecta; Coleoptera; Chrysomelidae. The record is from the annotation of a GenBank genome assembly.
GUAGUUUUAGAACGACCGUCUUCGCAGAUGUCGUAUCUGGAUCAAUUUUUGAAGGAGACGAAUUCGUCGUCGCAACAAAUUAACACGUACGACAAUGUGCCGAGUCAAAAUCUGUUCAAGGGCGGCUCGAUAGAGUCCGAAGAGGGCGAUAUAGAGGACAAUAGAGCUUUGAGUAUGACCAGUUCCAAGAGUAAUUUAUCAGAAAUUAGUAUGCACGAACCCCAAUCGCCGAUGAAACACAAAGCCCAUCAAUUUUUGGUAAGAACGUUUUCUAGUCCGACAAAAUGCAGCCACUGCACAUCGUUAAUGGUGGGCCUGAUGCGGCAAGGAAUGGUCUGCGAAAUUUGCGGUUUCACAUGUCACACGUCGUGCUGUGCGCACGUGCCCGCCGUAUGCCCGGUUCCACCUGAUCAGACCAAACGACCACUCGGUAUAGAUCCCACAAGAGGUAUAGGAACGGCUUACGAGGGAUACGUAAAAGUUCCAAAAACCGGCGGUGUCAAAAAAGGUUGGGUCAGACAAUUUGUGGUUGUUUGCGACUUCAAACUAUUCUUGUACGACAUAUCCGCCGAUCGCAAUGCCGUACCGAGCGUUCACGUGGCUCAAGUAUUGGAUAUGCGGGACCCGCAGUUCAGCGUGUCCAGCGUUAAAGAUUUGGACGUCAUUCACGCUAGUAAAAAGGAUAUUCCUUGUAUAUUUAAGAUAACGACUUCUUUGAUGGAACCGCCCGGUCCGAGAAACUCAACUUUAAUGUUAGCCGAUACAGAAGCGGAGAAAAAUAAAUGGGUGGUAGCGUUAGCCGAAUUACACAGGAUCAUGAAACGAAACAACUUACCCAAUACGACGGUCAUAGUGGCCCGAGAACUAAUUGAUACUUCCCUUACGUUGUUAAGAAACACCUUGAGCGCCGCCAUUAUCGAUCCCGAUCGAAUCGUUUUGGGUACCGAGGACGGCAUGUAUUGCGUCGAUUUAGACCGAACCGAGGUAGCGAAAAUCGGCGAAGGGAAGAAGAUCUUCCAGUUGGAGUACAUCAGUGAGGAGCAUCUUCUCGUGGUGGUGAGCGGUAAACAGAGACAGGUGCGGUUGGUACCUAUUAGGGCGCUGGACGGCGACGAAGUGGAGUGGAUCAAGGUUACGGAAAGCAAAGGAUGUUGCGUUCUUAGCGUGGGACCUGUUUUGAGGGCGCCUUUAACUUUCUGUUUGUGCGUGUCGAUAAAAAAACAGCAAAACUCAUCAGUGAUAAUAAUUUAUGAAAUAACUCGUACUAAAACCAGACAUCAAAGGGUGAGAGAAAUUGGGCUGCCGGUUACUGUUCAAUCUUUGCAAUUACUGGCGGACGGACGGCUGUGUGUAGGAUCUCCUUCCUGUUUUACCGUCUACAAUAUACAGAGCGGCGAUCAGCAAUUGAUAUCUUUGUUGCAUCCCGAUAAUCCUCUAUAUUCGACAAUAAUGUGCAGUGCCGUGGAAGCUGUGCGGGUCAUAGAACUUCCUAGGCACGAAUAUUUGUUGGUGUUCAAUACGCUGGCGGCAUUUGUAGAUAGGCACGGUAGACGGUCCAGAGACAGGGAAAUUAUGUAUCCGGCUGUUCCCACAGCAAUCGCAUACAGGGACGGUCAUCUGGUAGUAUAUAGUGAAACCCAUAUCGAUAUUUUCAAUUGCGCCACAGGCGAGUGGGUGCAAACUUUGAAUAUCAAAAAGGCUAAGCCGUUAAACGAAAGCGGCAGUCUGACUGUUUGUUUGCUAAACGAUCUCGCUCAUUUGCUUUAUUUAUCGAAUAUACAUCAAAGGGAAAUAAUCAAUAUAGAUAACAUAGUCACAGUAGAUAGAGAUGGUAGGACAAUACAUAAAACUAGGAGAAGAUUUUCGUUGAGGGAAGGCAAUAGGACGCAGCGAAUGAAUACCGAUCGUCGAUCGAAACUCAUAUCUGCGCCGACAAACUUCAACCAUAUCAGUCACAUGGGACCGGGAGACGGCAUCCAAAGACAGCGAUUGAUAGACCUGACGCCCACGCGUACUGACCAGUUACCAGACCACAAUCCGUUCAGUACGGCCACCACGCCUCCUCAAAGGGUGCCGUCGAAAGCGGCGCCACUUCCCCCGAAGCACGCAGAACGGAAGAGACCGGAAAUAUCGAAUCCGACGCCGAUCAGACCGUCCUUUCCAGCGUAUAACGGCGCCAAAAGAGCGGCACCGCCUCGACCAAGAGAACUCCCUCCCGCUUUGCCGAAACCCUGCGACAAAUCGCCGUCGCCCGAUCCGGCUAGCAUCGGUAGCAUGUCGUCCUUGCACGAGAUGAUCAAGGGAACCGAAAAUAGAAGUAGCCCCCGCCAUUCUAUCGCUAGCAAUAAUAGUUCGAACUUGUCGACGCCACCAUCCCCGCACGCAGACCAUCACAAUAGUUCGAGUUACGAUAGCUAAAACAGCUGCCGCCGUGGCCAAUGUCGUCGUCGAAGAACUAAAAAACAUAAACUGCAAGAAAUUCAAGACUUCGUUUUACAUAUUAAUUAUUGUGAGUGAAAUUUUUGAUAAUCGAUGAUAAUGAAUCGUUGUUGAUUGAUUGAUUAGAGUGUAAACUGUUCAAAAAUGUGCUGUCUAGCUAACAUUCGCCAAUUGCCAGAAACUAAAUAGGUGGAAAUUCUAGAAUAAUUAAUAUUUUUCGAUGCACCAGAUCCAAGUGGCAUAAUCAGUUUUGUUUUCAGCGUCUGAAGACGUUACAGAAGCUUCUGAAGUGAUUUACAUCAAGGUUUGUCCAUUUUACUAAUAAUAAUUUCGUUAUAGGCAACUAACUAUAUCGUCUUUACUGUAAGAGACAGAAGAACCACAGGGGUCAAAUCUAGCAAAUAAAGAGGAUGGGGUAUUGUUACGAAGGCCUUAAGGAGCAUAUAAGUUACAUACCUCCAUGAAUUAACUAUCUUUAGGUUUGCAAGUUCAACCGUUUUUUUUUUUACAGAAAAAUCAAUUUUUUACCGAUAUUUUUUUAACUUUUGUGUUUUAUGAUUCAUCAUCAAUAACAAUUGUUUUGCAUACCUUUGUUAUUCGCCUGUUUUUAUGAGCCUCUGGCAGUAAAUGUGGCACCCAACAACGAUGACCAGACAAUCAUUUUUUAUAUAAACUAGUCAAAACGAAAUAGGUAUCACUUAUUUAAAUUGAUAUAACUCCAAAAUCAGAGGAGAUACUUACAUUAAAUUUUGUGUUCUUAUAGUUUAGGUAUGUGUGUUUAAGAGUGUGUAAGUUUUAAUUUUUAAACAUUAUCGUACAUUUAAUAAAGUUAAAAAUCAAGCAAAUUAUAACAACACUUGUUUAUUAAUAUCAAAAAAUUUCAAAAUAAACAAAAACUAAUAAUUGACAAGGGGGGUAGACAUGUGUGAGUUGAGGUAAUUUUAAGGUGAAGGGGGAGAAAAAGUCCUUUAUAUCUCACAAGGACAGUUAAUGUUUAAUUGUUCAGUAAAACAUUGAGUGCGACCGGUUUCGAAGUAUCAUCACUUCAUCUUUAGGCUCGCCU